Messenger RNA from Phoenix dactylifera (date palm), 3694 nucleotides. RefSeq names its product transcription factor bHLH155-like. Gene Ontology annotation, biological process: regulation of DNA-templated transcription. Lineage: Eukaryota; Viridiplantae; Streptophyta; Magnoliopsida; Arecales; Arecaceae. The record is from RefSeq and is a predicted model, not a curated record. Gene Ontology annotation, molecular function: protein dimerization activity; DNA-binding transcription factor activity.
UAUGAAAUCUCUAUUUAAACGAAAAAUAGGUAGCCCAAAAAAACUGCCCCUCGCCGCUCCCCGGGAAACCGCUCUCCGGCUGGAGACCCCGACCGCGCGAAAAAAUCGCCGAUCUUUCCACCUCGCCGUAGUUCUUUUCGCGCCCCCUAUACAUAACUACCAACCUCUCCCUCCCUCGGCCCGGUCUCUCGUAACGGGAAAACACCAUUGUGUCCGAACCCGGUCCGCCGGCAGCUACAGAUCGCCCACCGUGGGAGCUGGCGGGGUAGAGUCCUCGGCAAGGGGCUAGGGUUUCUCUCCUCCUCCUCCUCCUUCUCUUCCUCCUCCUACUCCUCCUCCUCCUCCUCUUCCUCUCUCUCUAGUGUUUGCUCUGGUCUCUCCUCUGACGCUGCCUCGAGAUUCGUGUGCGGAGGGAGUGAUGGCGCUGGCGCCGCAGCCGAGAGGGGUGCUCGGCGGGCUGUGCACCGGGGGAGUGUGGUCGUACGGGGUUCUCUGGCGCGUGGAUCGCUGCGAUCCCCGGUUGCUGAUGGUGGAGGAUUGCUACUUUGAAGAGCGGGUUCAAGGAGUGCUUGACAAGAUACUUAAUCAGGUCCACAUGGUUGGAGAAGGAAUCAUUGGAGGGGCAGUUAUAAGUGGGAAGCAUCAGUGGAUCUAUUCUGAUAUUUAUGGUAUAGAUUUGAGCCCGACCAACUCUACUGACAAUCCAGACGUAUUUCAGAGUAAUGCGGAGUGGCAACAUCAGUUUACUGCUGGAAUUAAGACUAUUGUCAUCAUUUCUCUGCCAUCACUAGGUGUGGCUCAGUUUGGUUCCCCUGAGAAGAUUCCAGAAAAUUUGGAGUUUGUAAAUCAAGUUAAGCAUUCAUUGGAGCAGGUGGAAAACAUAGUGGGCCUUCUUCCACAUGGAGUAGCCCAUAAAGCUUUGACAACUCAUGAUGAGAAUGCAGCAUCUGCCUCUGCAAAUUCUUCAGGAACUGCUUGCAAUUGUUAUGACAACACCAAUUCCUUGCAUGGAGACAUAAGAGAAAAGUGUAUGACAAACACGGAACCUCUGAGAGGACCUGUGCAGUUUCCAAGUAUUUUCUCUCAGGGAUCUUUCCAUGGCUUCACAUCUCAUAGUGGGAGCAUGAAUCCUAUAGUAUCCAUGCUAGGAGUUGCCGUUUCUGAAAGUUCCUGCGACCGAUUUCAGAAAAUACCCUCUGUCAGCAGGAAUUCCUCAUUUCACCGUGCAAACCAAUAUCCUGCAGCCAGUGCUGAAGCUCAAGUACUACUGUACCCUAACAUACAGUUUCAGUCUGAUUCUUAUUUUCCCAACGAUUCAGUUGCUACCAACUUGAAUGCAUAUACCUGGGCCAAGGGAAUUGCAGAUCUUGCAGUGGAGCAGAGACUGUUAUCUGGGAUGGGGAUGCAGGGGUUUUCUAGCUUGUUUCCUACUAGUUCAUAUCUUUCCGUUCCUCAGGUGAAUGCACUUCGUCAAGUUUAUGGAGACUCCUCUUCAUCUUGUAGCACAUAUAGAUCGUGUGAUACAGUGCCUGGGUCAAGAUCUUCUGAGAUAAGCAAAACUUGCACUAAUGGUGCAGAGAAGUUGCUAGAACUCCGACAUUCAUCUUUGUCAUCUUUGACAGUGGGUGGUCUAUCCGGUGCCAAAUCCUUUUGCCCGGAACUUGCAGAUACUUUUGUCACUUUACAAGACAUGACAACUGAAAAUUCUCCAUUGCUUCAUUCAGAGAAUGAUUCCUUAAAUGAUCUAAAUCAUCUGAAUGAUCAACCCCCAGAGCGGGCCUCUGACCGGUCUGUCAAAAUGAAUGAAACUCCGCUAGGUGCCAGUUCUGUAUCAGCUUGUUUGGCUGAACUUGAUGGGAGUGGCUGCACUCCAGUGACUGGAUUACAAAUUAUGCCAGUUAAGAACUCCACUGCAGCACAAUUGAACUCUAUGGGCACAGGAAAUGGUGGGAAAGAGAGCUCUUCAAUUACACCCACUCAACCUCUUUCCCAUAAUGACCUGUUUGACGGAAUGGAAUUGGAUCUGAGCCCAAGCAUUCUUGUGCAGGAAUGCUGGGAUGACAUAAUAAUGCCAGUAGGCAGUGGCAGUUGUUCAAACUUGAGUGCUAAUGUCUCAGAAUGCAUAUCAGAGUUGGACAUGGGCUCCACGGCAGGUGCUGAAAAAGGACUGUUCUCAGACUCUGGUCUUGAACAAUUAUUGGAUGCCAUAGUUGGUGAGAGUGGUAAUAAAGCUUCUACUCAUAAUUCUGCGGCUAUUAAUGUCGAUCCUAUUGCCAGUCUUGAUUCAAAGCAUAAGUUUUCUACAAGUACUAGAGUAGGUGGGCCUUCACUGUACACAAAUCAGGUUGCGCUGGCAGGUCUUCCUUCCACAGGUACUAUAUCUGAUGUGCUGUUACCUCAUUGUAACUCAGAGAAGAUCAUGCAUGGAUCACCAAAAGAGCCACUUUCAAAAUCCCGCGUCAGUUCGUGGAUUGAUGACAGUUGCAGUAUGAAUGCUGGGAGUGCUAUGAUCAAUCAGCCAAAGAAGCCUGAAGAAGCUGUCAAGGUUGUCAAGAAAAGGGCACGACCUGGGGAAAGCACACGGCCAAGGCCAAAAGAUCGCCAGCAAAUACAAGACCGUGUGAAGGAGCUACGAGAGAUCGUGCCAAAUGGUGCAAAGUGUAGCAUUGAUGCUUUGUUGGACCGCACCAUAAAACACAUGCUCUUUUUGCAAAGCGUAACGAAAUAUGCAGACAAAAUCAAGCAAGCUGAUGAGCCAAAGAUGAUCGGUGAGGAGAGUGGCGUCGUUUUAAAAGACAAUUCAAAUGGUGGCAGUAGUGGUGGUGCGACCUGGGCAUAUGAAGUUGCAGGACAAACCAUGGUCUGCCCAAUAAUAGUCGAGGACCUCACCCCCCCUGGUCAGAUGCUAGUUGAGAUGCUUUGCGAAGAACGUGGGUUCUUUCUUGAGAUAGCAGACAUCAUUCGUGGAUUUGGGUUGACUAUCUUGAAAGGAGUGAUGGAAAUUCAUGACAGUAAGAUCUGGGCACGUUUUUUAGUUGAGGCUAACAGAGGUGUGACCAGGAUGGAUAUAUUUCUCUCCCUUGUUCAACUUUUGCAACAAACUAGCAGUGCUCGGUCUAGCGACCAGCCGGCUAAGGUUAUUGACAAAGGGGCUCCCACAUUCACUAAUUAUCAGCAAUCUCCGGUGUCAAUUCCCAUUAGUCUGGAAGACAGAUUGCACUGAUCUAAGCAUGGUAUCAUCUCAAGAAAUGCCUUGGUAGGUCAUGUGUUCCAAUUGAUGGCAUUCUAGACUCAAGGAAUCGAUGUCCACCGAGACAGUAAAUGGAGGUGUCUGGUCGUGCAUUGCAGAUGAACAUGUCCAUUCCUGGAUAAGAAUGCGACCUGCAGCAGCGACAGUGGGAGAUGGAAUAGAGCUUGCCAUAUAUUUGAGAAGUACAUCAUCAGAGGAACGGUCAGUCUGCUUUGGAUGUAUAGUUUCCCUACAGAAUGAAAUAAUCAGAAGAAUCCGUGCAGGGAAACAUGAGUUCAAGGCAAGAGGAAUUGGCUCUGGUGCAUAAGCUUGGCCAGGGGAAUGUGUUUAUAAUUGUCUUUUAACCAUGUAGAGCUGUUGAUAUUUGGACGUUUUGGUUCUCUGUCUAACCUGUUUAUAUGGAAUCGAUGCUUUUGACCUGAUCACUGGUUCAACCUGUCUUCA